This is a messenger RNA of Polypterus senegalus (gray bichir), 10110 nucleotides long. RefSeq names its product exoribonuclease 1 (gene eri1). Gene Ontology annotation, molecular function: nucleic acid binding; 3'-5'-RNA exonuclease activity. NCBI's taxonomy places the organism in Eukaryota, Metazoa, Chordata, Cladistia, Polypteriformes, Polypteridae. Gene Ontology annotation, biological process: exonucleolytic trimming to generate mature 3'-end of 5.8S rRNA from tricistronic rRNA transcript (SSU-rRNA, 5.8S rRNA, LSU-rRNA). The transcript has 7 exons. The record is from RefSeq and is a predicted model, not a curated record. Gene Ontology annotation, cellular component: nucleolus; cytoplasm. The coding region runs from base 326 to 1366 and encodes 346 amino acids.
AUUAACCCGGAAGGGACUGCCGUAACUUGGAAAUAAAAUUUAGUUACACGUUUUCUUUGCUGCUAAUCCGUUUACUCUUUAUUACAGCGUUUUAACUGUUUAAGCUAUGCAUCGCAUGCUGUGUCUCUUUAAUGUAGAGGGUUUCUUCGGCGGUGUUAAGACGUAAAGAAGACUGGAAACGCUCAGUCCUCGGGAAGGAGUGACUUGCGUCCUAAGAGGAACUGUCAUUUGAACAGAAAGGCGGGCUGCUCGCGGAAGGCUUUUUGGAAAGAGCGCGACAUUCCUCCCGCGUCACAAAUCCCGCAAGCGGUGCAUCCUGAGCGACAUGAAAAUGGAGGAGCAAACGAAAAGCCAAGAGGUACAGGACGAAAACCAGCCACCUGAUGCUCCCGAUCUGGGAGAUGCCGGUGUCGCCGAUAAGGCACGUGGCAAUGUCGAUGGAUCUUGUGAUAAGUCAAAAGACACAUGUACUCCAGCUAGAAGCGAGUUCAGUGAUCCUGUUUAUAAAGAGAUAGCUGUGGCUAAUGGCCACAUCAACAGAAUGACUAAAGAUGAACUUCGAGCAAAGCUGGCUGAAUUAAAGCUUGAUACAAGAGGUGUGAAAGAUGUUUUGAAGAAGAGGUUGAAAAGUUACUACAAGAAACAAAAACUGAUGCAAACAGCUUUGUGUGAAAGCAGCAACAUGGACACAUAUUAUGAUUAUAUUUGUGUUGUGGACUUUGAAGCUACUUGUGAAGAGAAUAAUCCUGCUGACUACCUCCAUGAAAUUAUUGAGUUUCCCAUGGCCCUCAUAAACACCCACACUCUGGAGAUUGAAGAUGUAUUUCAGGAGUAUGUGCGACCAGAAGUUAAUACUCAGCUGUCUGAUUUCUGUAUUCAGCUAACUGGAAUCACACAGGAAACUGUGGACAAUGCUGGUACAUUUCCAGAAGUACUUGAGAAGGUAGUGCACUGGCUUAAACAGAAAGAGUUGGGAACCAAAUACAAAUAUACUUUUUUGACUGAUGGGUCUUGGGAUAUGAGUAAAUUCUUAAAUAUACAAUGUCGGAUAAGCCGAAUCAGAUAUCCUCAAUUUGCCAAAAAAUGGAUAAACAUUCGAAAAUCAUAUGGUAACUUUUACAAGGUCCCCAGAACACAUACAAAGUUGACAACCAUGUUGGAGAAGUUGGGUAUGAAGUAUGAUGGAAGGCCCCACUGUGGCUUAGAUGACUCAAAAAACAUUGCUCGAAUUGCCAUCCGAAUGCUUCAGGAUGGCUGUGAACUGCGUGUGAAUGAAAAGAUGCAUGCAGGGCAGCUGAUGAGUGUGCCUUCCACUGCCAGGUUAGAGGGUGCUCCGGUACCUCACCCACCCUGUCUCAGGCCCUAGCCUGUGCUCCUGAUGAGGACGAGAUCUUGACAAGUGGUAUCAACAUUUCUUGCAAUGAACAUUAAUGGGAGACCCGAAAAGAAAAACUUGAAAUACGCAGACGGAACUUUCCAAGUGUUGUGCUUCAUUUGCCUGGAGCAAAAAAUUAUAAUUGGUUAAGUAGCUAUUAUUUACAAAUGUUUUUGGAUUAGUUUGCAGUUCUACAUCAUUUGUAUAAUUUUUAUUUUACUGGAUCAUGAUCUACUUGAAAUUUAGUUUUUCAGUAGCUGCUAGAAUUAUUCAGCACUGCAGUACUUUUAAGUUCACACCUCUUGUAUUUUGUGUACAGCAAGUACGUCUGGUUACAGUUGUAUAAUCAAUAAGGGGAUCCGCUUUUAUUUAAACUGUUUUAAAUUAACAGUUAUGGCAUACCUCCUUUUUAAAUAGAAUUCUUGAAAUUUUUACCUUAAUGUUCCAAAUUUUGAAGAUUUCAUUUUAUAUUUGCUUGCAGAAUCAGUUAUAAAAUUUGUUAAUUGAGUUUUUUUUUUUUGAGGUUAAACAACAGUGUCUGCUAAAACCACCUUUCAUGUUUUUGAUCUCAUUGUAAAUAUUCCCACUGUAUCUGCUAUGUGGGCCACAUUAAAAUGUUUUUAGGAAGAUGUCUUUUAACUGCAGGGAUGACAAAUUGUUUGCAUUUUCAUUUGCUUACACAAGCAUAUGCGCUUUUAAUUAUUCAUUUUAACUUGGUACAGAAUAUUUUCUAAAUAAAGGAUAUGCAACCAAGUUGAAGCUUUUAUUGUACCAAGAUAUUUGUACUCUAAAAUUAUUCCGAUUUUUCAAUUUUAUAUUAGUUUAAAGAUUAAAAUAUACGUCUAUAGAUGCAAUCCUAAAUUUUAAUUUGGGACAAAAUGCAAAAAUGUGGAAGGUAGUGUAGCACUAUAUAAAAUUAAAAAAAAUCACAGAACAUGAAGAAGGAAGUAAUGGUCCAGAUGUGAUUUAAAAAAUCUUGACAUUGUUUACUUAAAGAAAUGUAUUUCAUUUUGAUGAAUCCUUAUGUCAAGCACUUUAAAUGAGUACGUUUUCAAAAUGUAUUUUUCUCAGAAUUUCGUAACUUCUGAGGCUAAUGACAUUCUUUAUAAAAAGAGGGAUAGCUUCAUUCCUGUCAUAGCUUCAUUUGUCUUUUUCAGUUUUGAAGAUUUUGGUGCUCAUUCUGAUUGAAUAAAUGGUUAUGUCCAUGUUGAAAGGUCUGUCUUUUUAAAUUUCUAAUGGAAAUACUGAACAUGUUCAUAAUACUACUCUGUUAACCAAGCUACUCUGCAAACCAGUGUGUCAUUGAAAGAUACGUAUUUUAUGUUAGAGACGAGUUUCUGUUCUUUUUUGUUACCUGAAAUAUUAAUCCCAUUUUAAGACGUCCAUCAGCCAAUUAAGCAGUUAAUUAGCAUGUGCAGUAUUAUAACUAGUUAUGUAUAGUUUAAACGCAAUGUCGUGUUGGCUUUGUUCACUGAAGCUGUCUCUGUUAGAAUCUUUAGACCGUCUUCACUUAUCAUUUGUUUCCUAUCUCCUAGUGCCUUGUUUUUUGUCAGCAGUAUCGGUCUUUACAUUUUAGUUGUUUCUUUGUGUGUGUGUGUGUGUGUGUGUCAUAGUUCCCUCCCCACAUCUAUUUCAAUAAAUGAAUAAUUUUUGCUAAAUAAAUCUUAAAUGAAGUUGACUUUAUUCACUCAAAGAGAAAUAGUUUAAGAUUCUUAAUGUGCCAAGGUGACUGAACAAUUUAAAAAUACUUUGGCAUAGUAGUUAAGUCUUUGGACUUCAAAUCCUGAGGUUGUUGGUUCAGAUCCCACUACUGACACUGUGUGUCCAUGAGCAAGUCACUUGACCUGCCUGUGCUCCACUUGGAAAAGUGAAGAAAUGGAAGCAAUGAUAACUCAAAUGUUCUACAUUGCCAUGGAUAAAGGCAUCAGCCCACUAAGUAAUUGUACAAUGGCAUGCAAAAGUUUGGGCCCCCCCUUGCUUUAAAUGUCUGUUACCGUGAAUAUCUAAGUAAGCAGAAGAUGAACUACUUGCCAAAAGGCAUAAAAUUAAAGAUGACAAAUGUCUUUUCGGCAAUUUAUGCAAGAUUAGUGUAUUGUUUUUGUUUUAUACAGUUGCACAGUGAAAAAAGGAAAGGAGCACCAUGCAAAGGUUUGGGCACCCCAAGAUAUUUGAGGUCUCCAAUAACUUUUCCCGAUGUCUCGGACGCUAAUUAACUCAUUAGGGCUAUGAAUUGUUCACAGAGACAUCAUUCAGAAACCCCAGGUGAUGCAAAUUGCAAAGCUGUACAAAUUCUCUGACUCCUCGAACCUUGUCCCAGCAGUCAGCAUCCAUUUGCUCCUCAAAGUAAUAAUAAGUAAAGUAAAAAUAAAGGAACUGAUGUUUACAACGCUGGAGAAGGCUACAAAAAGAUAGCAAAGCGUUUUCAGGUUGCUGUUUCCCUCCGUUAGUAAUGUUAUUAAGAAAUGGCAGUUAACAGGAACAGUGGAGGUCAAGAAAACUUUCUUAAGGGACUGCACAUUGGAUUGCUACAAUGGCAAAAACUUCAGUUUGACUACAAAAGACCUUCAUGAAGAUUUAGCAGACUCUGGUGUGGUGAUGCACUGUUCUACUGUGCAGUGAGACCUGAACAAAUAUGACCUUCCUGGUAUGGUCAGCAGAAGAAAACGUUUCCAGCUGCUGAAUUUCAUAGCUAGAAUGCAGAAAAGAAGUCCUGUCCACUGAUGAAGUCAAAUUAGAAUUUUUUGGCCACAAUGUGCAAAGGUCUAUUCCAAGAAAAAAGGGUAGGGUACCUAAUUCCAGGAAAUGAACAUGUCUCAAGCGGUUAAGCAUGGGGGCGGAUUAAUCCUGCUAUGGGCUUGUGCUGCAGGUAGUGACACAGGGAACAUGUCAUUGAUAGAUGGAAGAAUAGAUUCAAACAAAUAUCAGCAAAUUCUGGAAGCAAAACUCACGCCAUCUGUAAAAUAGUUGAAGUUAAAAAGAGGAUGGGUCCUACAACAAGAUAAUGAUCCGAAGCACACCUCGAAGUCUACAAUGGAAUAUUUGAAAAAGGUGUAAGCUGAUGGUUUUGCCAUGGCCUUUUACAGUCACUUGACCUAAACAUUGAAAAUCUGUGGAGAGCUCUCAACAGAGCAGCGCAUGCAAGAUGGCUCAAGAAUCUUGCAGAAUUAGAAGCCCUUUGCAAGGACAAAUGGGCGAAAGUAAUUGAAAGACCCUUAGCUGGCUACAAAAAGUGUUUACAAGCUGUGAUACUUGCCAAAGAGGGUCUUACUAAGUACUUACCAUGUCAGGUGCCCAAACAUUUUUGCUUCGGGCCCUUUUCAUUUUUUUUGAUAUUUUGUACUUGUGAAUAAUGGAAAUUUUAAAAUGUAAUCUUGCUUAAAGUAUUAAAGAAACAUGUCAUCUUUUACUUAAUGCCUUUUGGUGAUCAGUUCAUCUUUUGCGCACAUGUCUAGUCCCCGUAACGGGUGCCCAAACUUUUGCAUGCCACUAUAAAUGUGAUGUAGUAUAAAUUGGGCAUUGCUUUUUUUUCUCCGACACACUGUUAAAAUGACAAGGUGUAUAAUGUUUCUGUUUUACAAUAUUGUUUUUUGCUUUAUUUAAAAUAUAUAUAUUUCUAACCCUGACUUCUUAUUUAUUUGAAGAAUGAAAACACCUGAAUCAUGACCUUCUAGUUUUGUUUUUUUUGUUUUUUUUUUUAUAUUUCCAGUGAAGUUGUAACAACCAGUAUUUUAUCAUAGUUUUGUCUGAAGAUAAAAAUACACCAAGCCAUGAUUUAGUUCUGCAUAUCAAUUUUAUUGAAGGGACAGGGGGUGCAGUAUAGGUAAGGCAAAUGAGGUCCUGUUUGUACAUUUCUGUACACAUCUUUAUUUAAAUGCUAGCUUUACUGCAAGUGUGCUUAUUGUUUCAGGACUUUAAGAAAGAGAAACAGGUAAGUUCCUUCAACUUGUGUUUAAUAAAUAAAGACUACAUUUACAUCGAAUGUUUUAACCAGCAUGAAAAUAAGCAAGCCUGUGUCUGUUUCCCUUUAAUAGAUAUUUUCCACUGGAUUCAAUGGUGCGAACGAAGAAUAGCCCUGUUCUUGCUUCGAGUUUCAUAAAACAGUCCGAUUAUUCAACUAAAGGUCUGGUGGCUGAUGCUGAACAGGUACUGUAUUGGAUUUGAUAUUGUAAGUCCCUGAUGCUGCUGGGUUUUUUUUUUUUAUCCCACAGUCCAGAGACACUUAGGCUGGGUGAACUGGCUUUGUUAAAUUGUUUUAACUGAGAGAGUGUGUGUGUGUGUGUGUGUGUGUGUGUGUGUGUGUGUGUGUGCGUGCCCUGUUAUGGACUGUUCCUGCCUUGUGUCCAAUACUUGGUGGGAUAUGCUCCAUCUUCACCACGACCCUACUUGGGGUAUUGUAGGUUUGGAAAAUGGGUGGAUGGAUUCUCUGUAGUGACAUAGCCUUUCAAAAUGUAUUUGACACUGUGCACUUAUGAGGAAACUGUGGAAAAUCAAAAGUAUAUAUGCAAGUCAAUUCAUAGUAAAACUUUUAAAUAUCAAUCACUUUUAAUUCUUAUUCUGAAUUGGUUUCUCUAAAAAAAUUCUAUUCUCGGUUUAGAUGUCAGUAUAUUUCAGACAUUAUCAUAAAUGCAGAUAAUGGUAAUAGUGUAAGUACUUUUCUGCUGAAGUCUUCUCAAUUAUGACUUGACUUCAUUGAACUUAAUCCUCACAAUUUAAGACUUGAAACUUGAAGGUCAGUCUUGCAUAUGUUUGAUGUAUUCCCAUCUCUGCUAAAAUGUUGAGCAAGCAGGCUUAGUAAAUAGGUAGGUAGGUAGAUGGAUGGAUUUUCCCCAUGACAGAUGUGAGGUGUACUCUGUGAAUUUGGUGUAAUUUUUUUUUUAUUUUUUUUUUUUAUGAUGCAUUAUUCCCUAACCUGCCAUGUGAUAAGCUAUUGACUCCAGACACACAAAUCUAUAUGGCCAUUUUUUACUUUUCUAUGCAUGUGUGACUAAGUACCAGCAGAGCAGAACUUUUUCAUACAUAGUUCUUUACUGCAUCAUAUAUAACAUUUUCAAAAUAACUAAAUAUUUUGCCAAUGGCUGUACAUCUAGUGAAAGGCGUCAUCUCUUCCAGCUUUGUUCCAUGCAUAGAUAACCUGAUCGCUGCUUUUGUUUUUUUCCUUUGGUAAGCUUCUUGUUUUGUUACCAGUCAGUUGAAUUAUGGGAUAUUAAGUCAUCUCAUGAUUACUCCUAUUACAUCAGUUCAUCCUUUUAGAAAUUAUUUACUAGAAAUCUGCAUAACAUAUAGCCUCACAGGUAUCCUAAUACUCUACUAGGAUUGUCCAAACCUUUAUAUGAAAAUAAAAUAUUGGGUUGCAGGCCCAGGGUAUCCCUGAGCUUACAUGGCAUAGAAGACGUGGGAGCUCGGCCUUCACGAUGCUUUAACCAUGGCUUCAGUCGUAGCUAUAAGAUGACACAAACUGAUGAGCGGCUGGCUCCUUUGGUGGUGGUUUGUUGUUUUACUGUGCCUUCCUUGUGAUCACUAUUUUGGUUUAUCUUCUCCUUUUCAACACCUGUAAUAAAAGCAAAAAAGAAGCACUAAGACACUGUAACAAAAAAUGAAAUAGCAGAUAAUCCCACUUUAUUUUGAUCAGUUAAAUUAAAAACAAAAAAAAUCAUUUUGUAACUGCUUUUGCCAUUGAUAUUAAAGCACUUAUCCCACUGCUGCCACCUAAAUUAAAUAAAGACUCAAUUAGCAUAAGCUUCCCUAAUUCAGGGUGUUCAUUCUUGAUUUUCUUCAUGAGGUAGAAAUGUGUGAUAAACGAGAAUAGUUGUCAGAUAUUUGAAGUACUAAAAUGUGUUAAAUAUUCUUAAUUGUAAUAGAAAUGCUUAAUUUUUCACUCUGUGACAGAGGUCCAUCGCAGGCUAGAGUCUACUAUAGGAUAAAAAUCAAAAACAUCACAUUCAUAAUUACUGACCUUGAAAUAGUUCUAAAACAAUACCCCACAUGCUUAUUUGUGAAAUUUGUCGUUUUCAACCUUCUGGCAAGGCUCUUAGUGACCUGUGAGCACCAAUAAAAGGUCAAAUAUCAAAAGUAUGAUCAUUUUUGUGAUCAGAAACUUUGUAAUGCCAUAAAACGGCACUCCACUCCACAUACCUACAUUACCAGUCCCAAUUUUUUUCCAAAGUUUUGAGAAAAGGAGUCCUUUUGACCCCUCAUAUCCUAGUAGGGGUUGUGGCAUGCACAACCUCAAGUGCUACUGAUCAUUUUUUGCUGAAGACACCUAUUGGUUUACUCAUUUAUCAUACAAAUGUAAUUUCCUGCACUAACCUAUGUUGUAAUGAGGUUUUUCAAGUCUAGAGGGUCAAUAAUAAGGAUAAACCCAAAAAAGCUUGAUGUCUCACAUAACUAGACAUCAAGAAGAGUUAAGCCGGAUAUAAUGUGGAUUUUGUCAUGCCUUUGAUUGAGAAGUUGCAGGGCAAAAAAGAAAAUAGAAGUGAACUCAAUUAACGGCUAAAGCUGCUGGGAUAGGCUUUGGCUUCCAGCAACUCCAAACUAGUUUGAGCAGUUUUGAAAAUGUUUGAUAUGUUAUAUAUAGAAGACAAGUUUCAAAAAUAAGACACCCAUCUAGCUUGUUUGGAUAGCUAAGCGCUAAGUUGCCCCAGUAUCUCUUCCAAAUGGUUUUAAAUGUCACUUUUUCUUACUUAAAUGUCAUCUGCAUUAAAGUGCUAUUCCACUACUGAUGCCAUUUUGAGAUUAAUAUCCACUAAAAGUUGUCAUCUUUUCCAUAUUCCACCCUGAAACUUAGCCCUGACUAUUCUAGUAGCUGCUCAAGAAGGUUCCACUCACUGCAUUCAUCAGUGCUACAGGCUCAAUUCUGAACUCUGCUGUGCUCAUCCUCACUUCAGUUGUCUUUACCAUUUCUAGCUCUGAAUUCUAACCGAUUAUAAUUUCAUUAUAGAAGGCUUAUAAAAGCAUGGCAACAUCACUCAGUUGUUCAACAUUAUCAGUUCACUCAUUAACUGCCUCUAAAUAAUGCAGUUUAUGUGGUUUAUAUUAAUUUGAAUAUUAAAUAUGUUACAAUGUCAUGAUCUUUACAGAUUAUUUUUUUUUUCCUAAGUCAUGCAGGUUAGAUUGAUUGAUUAUUAAUUAGAUUGGGAUGAAAGAGUGUGCCCUGUGGUAGACUGGCACCAAGUUCAGGCUUGGCUCCUGUUUUGUGGAUGUCCCAGGCAUAGGGCACCUGUGUGUCUGAUUUAGAACAAACAUAUUUAGAAAAUACAUCAAUCAAUGAAAUGAUUACUUGGCCAAGUAAAUUAAUUGAUUAUUGAUUAAUACACUGUUCAUUCACUUGUUCAUCUCUUCAUACAGGGAAUGAUUGUUUAUCUGCAGAGUUAAUUUUAAUUCUCAUGUAAAAAUGUAACUGAUUGACUACUUCAUAAAUUAAUCUGUUAAUUGGUUGGCAUUGUUCAGAAUUAAUCUUCAUCGGUUUGUGACAAUCUUUAAUUGAUUGGUUGGUUGAUUGCCUUUUGGGUUAAUUUGAGUUGGUCAUCUGGGUUAAUUUUUUUUUUUUGUAAUUGUGUGAUAGUGAAUGUCAAGCUAUCUGUAGCGUGUCACGCAUGUGCGUCAGAGCGUCGCCCUCCAAGUUCCUGUCAGGUAUUUUGUACACUAUCUUGUCAUCUACUCUGAACUGUUGAGGAAGUAGAAACUGACUGACUGACUGACUCCGUCCCUUACCAGUCCAUGGGCCAUAAAAGCAUCACUUCUAACACAUGCGACCAGAGCGAAGGAGCUCCUCAAUCACAGUCAAAGAAGUGAUUGCACUUGUUCCAGCCACGUUUAUUUGGUGGUGACGGUUUUGCUUCAUUUUCACGCGAUCACGUGUUUUGUUUUUGUUUGAACCUUUAAAUAAAUGGGGACAGUCGGGUUGGUACCACAAAAUGUAUUUUCUGUUAAGCCUGUCAUUCCCUUAGACGGCCACAAGAGGAAAUCUCCAUUGUAUUUCUAAUAUUUAAACAUUAUUUUAAGUGUUUAAUUGAUCAACUAAUUGGUUGAUAUAUUGUUUGCAGCGUUUGUAGGAGUUUUCUGCCACGUAGCAAAGUAUUAGUUGAUUGUUGACAACUUAAAUAAAUUGACUGUUUUUAUUUUUUCAAUGAUUGGUUGACUGACGGACUGGUUUAUUUAUUGGUAUGAUUAAUCUUUUUUUUUUUUUUGACUAGCAUGUGAAAGUAUAAAUGAAUUGAUUAGUUCCCUGAUUGACUGCAGCAUUAAUCUCCAUUGGCUUUCUAAUGUGUGAAAUGUAAAAUCUUAUCCCGGUCUGAUACCUUCAUUGUGUUGAUGGUGUCCAGGACUUCCUUCUGAGUUUGAUGCUUGUCCAGCCUUAGGAGUGGGUGAUGUUUGUCCAGCCUUAGGAGUGUACACAUCUGUUUUUGAAUCCUCUGACCCAGGGUGUGUUUUGUUUGAGUUCACAGGCGAGUGGGCAACACCUACACCAGCAGAUAAAAGCAAACAUAUUGUGAAGGAAGCUUCUAUUGAAACUUACAUAUUGGCAUCUGAAUUCUGACACUUUGACACUAAGAAAAUUCUUCCUGAAGACCCUGAAUUCCUAAGACUGGGUGUGUCCUUUACUGGUUUGCUUAGAGCAGUGAAUUAAUGAAGCAAUUUAAGAAAUCCGGACUCGGGCUGCAUUGUCUCAUUGUUUGCGUUUACAAGACACAAAAUGUUGCUAUGGUGUGUUGAUUGCAGUUUUUAAAAAAAAAAAA